CAAAAAGUACAAUUUGUGCACUCAGUAAUGUGGAGUAACACUAAUGUGCUUGUGACCCCAUGCCGAGGUGUAAGGGUACAGCAUGGAGGCCGGCCGCUACGAGGUCCUGGCUGCUGUGGGUGAGGGCGCCUCCGGACGCGUGUUCAAGGCACGCGAGACCGGCGGCUGCCAGCGCCUCGUGGCCCUCAAGAAGGUCAGGGUCCUCGAGCAGAUGGAGGAAGGCGUGCCUGCCUUCGUGAUCCGCGAGGUGGGACUGCUGCGCAAGUUGGAGGCCUUCGACCACCCCAACGUGGUCAAGUUAUUAGAUGUUUCAGUUGAAGUCGAAAAUCAGACCCCAGAGCUGACUUUAGUGUUUGAAUAUGUUGAUCAAGAUUUGUGUGCAUUUCUUGCCUCGGUAGCAGAGACUGGUCUCAGCAGGGGGAAAAUUAAGGACAUAAUGUUACAGCUGCUGCGAGGCCUAGACUUCCUUCACACCAACAUGCUGGUGCACCGAGACCUGAAGCCGCAAAAUGUGCUGGUCAGCAGCCACGGUGAGAUCAAGAUUGCGGAUUUUGGUCUGGCGCGGAUCUACAGCCACCACAUGGCUCUCACGCCCAUCGUGGUGACCCUGUGGUACAGAGCUCCGGAGGUCCUGCUACACUUCGGCUACAUGUCCUCCGUGGACAUGUGGAGCACUGGCUGCAUCUUCGCUGAGCUCUUCCUCCUCAGACCCUUGUUUUGCGGCUAUUCUGACAUACAGCAGCUCCAGAAAAUCAUAGAUGUGAUCGGCCUGCCUGCACAGGAGGACUGGCCUACCGAGAGCCCCAUCCCGUACCCUGCCAACUGGAAGAGUGGUAAUACCUUAAAUCAGCUGCUGCCGAACUUGCACCAGGAAGAGAGGGACCUGCUCUUGCAAUUUCUGGUCUUUAACCCAUCCAAGCGUGUCUCAGCCUUUGAGGCUUUGAGACACACCUUCCUGGCUGAGCAGUAG
Molecule: messenger RNA, 970 nt
Organism: Scleropages formosus (Asian bonytongue)
Lineage: Eukaryota; Metazoa; Chordata; Actinopteri; Osteoglossiformes; Osteoglossidae
Product: cyclin-dependent kinase 6-like
Exons: 7
Coding region: 83-970 (295 amino acids)
Biological process (GO): regulation of gene expression; protein phosphorylation; G1/S transition of mitotic cell cycle
Cellular component (GO): cyclin-dependent protein kinase holoenzyme complex; nucleus; cytoplasm
Molecular function (GO): cyclin binding; ATP binding; cyclin-dependent protein serine/threonine kinase activity
Source: RefSeq, a predicted model, not a curated record